Prunus armeniaca (apricot) is the source of this 345-nucleotide messenger RNA. Lineage: Eukaryota; Viridiplantae; Streptophyta; Magnoliopsida; Rosales; Rosaceae. The record is from the annotation of a GenBank genome assembly.
AUGUGGCUAGGCACGAUGGUGCCAAAAGCGAAACAAGGUGUGGCUAGGCACGGGGGUGUCGAGUACAACACAAAACUUGCGUGUCGCAGAGCGAUGUGGCUAGGCAUGAUGGCGCCGAAGGCGAUACAAGGUGUGGCUAGGCAUGAGGGUGCCGAGUACAACACAAAGCUUGCGUGUCGCAAGGCGAUAUGGCUAGGCACGAUGGUGCUGAAGGCGACACAAGGUGUGGCUAGGCACGGGGGUGCCGAGUGCAACACAAAGCUUGCAUGUCGCAGAGCGAUGUGGCUAGGCACUGUGGUGCCGAAGGCGAUACAAGGCUCGCAUGUCACAAGGCGAUGUGAUUAG